AUGAUCGGAGUCUUGGGCGCCAUGGAGUUGGUAGGGCAGAUUACCGGCCCUCUCAUCGGUGGCGCCCUGACGGACAACGCCUCAUGGAGAUGGUGCUUCCUGAUAAACGUACCCAUGGGAACAGUGGCCGGUGCCGUCGUUUUCUUCCUGCUCAGAACCCACCGAAAGCCUUGGAAGACGAUCUUCCAGGAACUGAAGUUGAUUGACGGCAUCGGCAUUCUCAUUUUGACUCCGGCCAUUGCUCUUAUUUUGUUCGUCGUUCAGUCUGGUGGCAACACGUUCGCAUGGAACAGCGCAGAGUCCAUCAGCAUGUUGACCGUAGGAUUCGCUCUCCUCGUGGCGCUGAUGUUCUGGGAGCAUCGGAAGGGCGAGGCUGCUGUUAUUCCCCUGGCACUGUUUAAGAACCGCAGCAUCUCUUUCGCUGCAGUUUUUGCUGUGACAGCUGGCAUGGCUAUGGCUUUGUUCGACUACUACAUCCCGCUAUGGAAUCAAGUCAUCAAAGGCUAUUCAGCCGCACGCUCUGGGAUCCUUCUUUUACCCCUUAACGCUUGUUCUGCUGUUGGUGUGAUGGCGGGAGGCCUUCUGGCGAACACCAUCGGUCGCGCCAACCCGGUUAUGCUUCUCGGCGGCACUCUAACGGCCAUCGUGUCUGGUCUUUUCAGCACAAUCACUAUGGCCAGUACUGAUUCCCGUAUCAUGGGAUUCUCGGCCCUGGCGGGUUUCGCUGCUUUGGCGUCACAGCAGCCCAUCGUUGUGGCUCACAACGCUGUCGAGACCAAGCUAUCACCAACUGCGAUCUCCAUGAUGCUCUUCAGCAGCAUGGUGGGCAGUGCAAUCAGUCUUGCUAUUGCGCAGGCAGUUUUCCUCAAUAAGCUUCAAGGCAACCUUCGUCCAGUGCAGGGAGUCGACGUGGACAAGAUCAUCCGAAGCGGCGCGACAGAGCUUCGCCACAUUGUUGAUCCAUCCUUGCUACCAAAGGUUCUCGAACUUUAUAAUCUUUCGAUUGUUCAAGUAUUCUACAUGGCUUUAGCUGCUGGUAUCGCUAUGACGGUAGCAUCACUUUUGGUCAAGUGGACGAGGAUCUUGGAAAAGAAGCCAAAAGAUGCAGAAACAUGUGAACCUUCGCCAGUCACAUCAGCCGGUACUGGGGUGACCGAACCUGAGGACAGAGAAAACGCCCAAACAACCACGGAAACCAUCGUCGAGAAGGAUAAAGAUUGA
Messenger RNA from Colletotrichum fioriniae, 1221 nucleotides. RefSeq lists its product as uncharacterized. Gene Ontology annotation, cellular component: plasma membrane. Gene Ontology annotation, biological process: transmembrane transport. Lineage: Eukaryota; Fungi; Ascomycota; Sordariomycetes; Glomerellales; Glomerellaceae. The record is from RefSeq and is a predicted model, not a curated record. Gene Ontology annotation, molecular function: transmembrane transporter activity.